UCAGGAGCAACGAAAUGAUCUGCCCUGGAGCCGCAGCAAAAUGCUGGAUGGACACCUACUCCUGGGAUGGUUAUCGUUCACACUCCUAGUCUAUGUCAUCCACUUGCCGCCACCCAGCGCAGCCUACUUCGGGCUGACAGGUAAUGAGCCGCUGUCUAUCCUGCCACUGAACUCUCUACCGGAUGACAACGUGGGCCGGGCCCACUACAAGCUGUGCGACCGGCUCAAACUGGAAAAGAAGCAGCGCAGGAUGUGCAGACGUGACCCGGGCGUGGCCGAGACCCUGCGAGAGGCCAUCACAAUGAGCGCCCUGGAAUGCCAAUACCAAUUCCGCUUCGAGAGGUGGAACUGCACCUUGGAGGGGCGCCACCGAGCCAACAUACUCAAGAGAGGAUUCAAAGAGACGUCUUUCUUGUACGCCAUCUCCUCGGCGGGUCUGACCCACGCCAUGGCCAAAGCUUGCAGCGCGGGGCGCAUGGAGCGCUGCACGUGCGACGAGGCCCCCGACCUGGAGAACCGCAAAGCGUGGCAGUGGGGCGGCUGCGGGGAUAACCUCAAAUACGCCAACAAGUUUGUCAAAGACUUCCUGGGCAAACGCUCUAACAAGGACCUCCGCGCUCGCGUGGACAUGCACAACACCAACGUCGGCCUGAAGGUAAUCAAGGCUGGCGUGGAGACCACCUGUAAAUGCCACGGGGUCUCCGGCUCCUGCACCGUCCAGACCUGCUGGAGGCAGCUGAUGCCCUUUCACGAGAUCGGCAAGCAGUUGAAGCAGCGCUAUGAGACCUCAGUCAAGGUGGGGAGCUCCACCAACGAGGCCACGGGGGAGGGAGACAUCUCCGCCUCAGGACGAGCUCAACACCAGCAGCAGCAGCAGCAGCAAACCCCUCAGCAUCCCCACCCCCACCUGUCCGGUCUCAGCGACCAGAUUCCCCGCACCAUGGACCUGCUCCACAUCGAGGACUCACCCAGUUUCUGCCGGCCCAGCAAGUACUCGUCGGGCACGGCGGCUCGCAAGUGCUACAAGGACAAAAACUGCGACGCCAUCUGCUGCGGGCGGGGCCACAACACCCAGAGCCGGGAGGUGACGCGGCCCUGCCAGUGCCAGGUGCGCUGGUGCUGCUACGUGGAGUGCAAGCAGUGCACGCAGAGGGAGGAGGUUUACACCUGCAAGGGCUAACACCGACACAAGGAGAGGAAGUUGUGACACUGUUCUCUGACGCCAUAAGCACUUUGAGGGAUUUUUCUGUUUUGUUCGGGGUUUUUUUUUUUUAUUGUUGUGGCUUUGCAAACUUCUCCUCAGACAACUGGGUAAACAGCUCAAGCCUUCCAGACGACAAACGUUCCUUAUAAAAGAACGCAACCUUUUCGCACGCGAACAUAGCCAAGGGACUCAAAGAAGAAGAACGACGCGUGCGAAAAGGUGGGCUCCAUCGACGACUUCUACGGAAUAUUCAGACAGGGUGUAAGAAUUUACACGCACAUCCUUUACACGCGCACACUUUGUGUGUCUGCAUAUGCAUGUACAAAACUUCAUAUAGCGUUAUAUAAAUAUAUUGUAAAGACAUUAUACAAGCCACUUAUCUAACUUUACGUUAAGAGAAACCACUAACUGCACCGACGCUUUUGCCGUUUGUGUGACUGUUCCCGACUUAUGCAGACGAGGAUACUUUUUUUUUUUUUAGGACUUCUCCCUUCCGCUUGGAGGGAAAACAAAUGUUUUUCUUUUUUGAGUAUUCAAUACAUUUGCAGAUGUUAGGUUGCAUAAUUGCUGGACGCUACAGUAGGGACACCUGUACAAACUAAUGAGAUCCAAUACAAGAGUGUCGUUCAAAAGUGGGGAUUGUUAUAAAAUAUUAGAAUCAGCUUUCAUGCGGUGCUGCAGUUGUAUGCCAUUGCAGUCCAUCCAUCCAUCUUCCUCCGCUAAGCACAGGGGUGUCACUCAUUUUAGAUCGGGAGCCACAUGGAGAAAAAAUCUACUCCCAAGAGGGCCAGACUGGUAAAAUAACGGCACCAUAACUUAAAAAUAAAGACAACUUCGGAUUGUUUUCUUUGUUUGAAAAUAGAACAAGCACGUACUGAAAACAAAUGUUUUUUUUUUUUUUUUUUACACUUAGGCCUUCACAAUGGCAGAGGGGUUAGUGCGUCUGCCUCACAGUACGAAGGUCCUGAGUAGUCUGGGGUUCAAUCCCGGGGUCGGGAUCUUUCUGUGUGGAGUUUGCAUGUCCUCCCGUGAAUGCGUGGGUUCCCUCCGGGUAGUCCGGCUUCCUCCCCCUUCCAAAGUCAUGCACCUGGGGAUAGGUUGGUUGGCAACACUAAAUUGGCCCUAGUGUGUGAAUGUGAGUGUGACUGUUGUCUGUCUAUCUGUGUUGGCCCUGCGAUGAGGUGGAGACUUGUCCAGGGCGUACCCCGCCUUCCACCCGAUUGUAGCUGAGAUAGGCACCAGCGCCCCCCGCUACCCCAAAGGGAAUAAGCGGUAGAAAAAUGGAUGAAUGGAUGGAUGUUGCGGUUAAUAGUAGUAUGUCUUAAUUUGUCGUUAUUUAUUCUUUCUGAAUAAAUUAUGUGAUAAUGUUCAGCAGUCAACUAAUUGGUGUUAAUUUUCAAUCUAUCAAGUUAAAAAAAUAAUAUCAAAAUCCAAUUCCAGUUAUUCAUGUAGUUUGAUCAUUUUCCUCGACUGAUGUACCAACAUCAUGUGGCUUAUUUUGUACAUAUGUAGCAUCAUAUACGAACAUACAAAGAAUUGCUAUUUCGACAUCCAGUGGACACAUUUAGAACAGCAGUUUCUUUCAUUCCAAAAUUUCAGGUUCAUUUUUAUACCUAGCAAACUCAUCCCGCAGGCCGGAUCAAACCUGUUCGCGGGCCGAUCCGGCCCCCGGUCUCUACCGUUUACACCCCUGGCUUAGCCAAAGUCGGAUUGCGAGGUCAGCAGUCUAAGCAAAGAAGUCCAGACUUCCCUCUCCCCAGCUACUACGUCCAGCUCUUCCUGGGGGUUCUCGUGGGGUUCCCAUGCCAGCUGGGCGACAUAGUCUCUCCACUGAGUCCUAUGUCUUCCCCCGUGGCCUCCAACCGGGCGCCCUACACACCUCUCUAAUCUAAACUUCAACCAUAUUAAAUAGCUUAUACAUAUCUUAAAAUAAUACUUUCGGUUCCUUAAAGUGGGAACAAUUUGAGUUAGGCAUAUUUUAUGUUCUCAGGUCACGAACAAGGUGCACCAGCACAUGCUUGGAUGAGUUUAGGGUAAACUAGAACAAAUGUGUUGAGACAAGCGGCCCUUUGUUGGGUGCUUUUUGGGAAAAAUGGACAAAGUCUACAGUCCAAAGUAUUCUACAGAAGACUAGAAGCUAGUUUGGAUUGGAUCUCUUGGAUUGUGCAGGUGUACAUAAUGCUGUUGCUGAUCAGUUUAGGUGUCUCUCGGCCUACAUCGAACCAAUGUUCAGGGAAUAACUCAAAACCACUAUGUUAUGAAGACGACAGUGGCCAUGUGUGAUAAAACGUGGACGCACCCUACCGAGAAAACGGUGGAGAACACGGAAGAAUGUAGCCGCUGUACAAUUUGAUGUCUUUCGCUUUCCAGCGACCUCCGAUUCAUUGAGCCAUACUCCUCAUGUCAUUUACAUUCAUCCACCACACACCUUAUAGGGUGGAGGAAGCUGUUUCCAUAGUAACAAGAUCAUGAUGAUAAAGGCACGUGUAUGGUCAGCACUUAGCUUCUGGUAGCUAAGGGCGCCUUCACACUUGUCAUGUUUGGUUCAGUUUAAACCAACUCCAGUGCAUUUUGCUCAGCAAAUCUCGGUGAGCCGAGGGCUUCAAAAAACGGGUCUUGGCCUGUUUGCAAGUGAAUUCUGGUGUUGGUCGGUUCAUUUGAGCUCAAAUGUAAACGCCACACAGACCGAAGACACACAAAAAAAGUACCCAGGAUAGUCACACACAUACUAGGUGUGGUGAGAUCAUCCUCUGCAUUUGACCCAUCACCCUCACCCCACUAGGAGGUGAAGGGAGCAGUGAGCAGCAGCGGUGGCAGCGCCCCGGGAAUUAUUUUUGGUGAUUUAAAGGCCUACUGAAACCCACUACCACCGACCACGCAGUCUGAUAGAUUAUAUAUCAAUGAUGAAAUAUUAACAUUGCAACACAUGCCAAUACAGCCGGUUUAGUUUACUAAAUUGCAAUUUUAAAUUUCCCGUGGAGUUUCCUGUUGAAAACGUCGCGGAAUGAUGACGCGUGCGCGUGAUGUCACGGACUGUCAGGAAAUAUUAGCACACCACCAUUUGCGGCUAAAAGUAAUCUCUUUUCAUCGCGCAAUUAGACAGUAUUCUGGACAUCUGUGUUGCUGAAUCUUUUGCAAUUUGUUCAUUUAAUAAUGGAGACUAUAAAGAACAAUGCUGUUGGUGGAAAGCGGUGUAUUGCAGCUGUCUUUAGCACCGAGACACUGCCGGUGUUUCUUUGUUUUUAACACAGAGCGGUCAAGCGAACAUGUUUCUCUACGUCAACCAGCAUGUUUUUGGAUAGGAAAAUAGUGAUCUAUAUCUUACCGGAGACAUCAUUAGAUUAUUCGUCCUCCUGCAGUAGCUGUUUAAAACGCAGCUGUGAGCUUGGCUCCUCAGCUUCUCUCUGAGACACUGUGUGUUCACCGCAGCCAUCCGACCUCGAGGUAUGUAUUUACAAUCUCACUAAAACAGUAUUAAAACAAUAAGCAGAUAAGGGAUCGUCCAGAAUUAUCCUAGUAAAUGUGUCUAAUUACAUCUGAAACGCUCACACUGCCGCCGCCCGGAGCCGUCGCUUUUUUUUUUUUUUCCUAGUCUUUCGCUAUCAAUAUCAUCAUCCACAAAUCUUUCAUCCUCGCUCAAAUUAAUGGGGAAAUUUUAGUUUUCUCGGUCCGGAUAGCUCUUGCUGCUGGAGGCUCCCAUUAUAAACAAUGUGAGGACGUGAGGAGCCCUCACCCUUGUGACGUCAUCGUCUGCGACUUCCGGUAAAGGCAAGGCUCUUUUAUCAGCACCAAAAGUUGCGAACUUUAUCGUGGAUGUUCUCUACUAAAUUCUUUCAGCAAAAAUAUGGCAAUAUCGCGAAAUGAUCAAGUAUGACACAUAGAAUGGACCUGCUAUCCCCGUUUAAAUAAGAAAAUCUCAUUUUAGUAGGCCUUUAACCGCCAAUUCCAUCCCUUGAUGCUGAGUGCCAAGCAGGGAGGUAAUGGGUCACUUUUUUAUAGGAGUAUGUUGGAAUGACAGAGGAAAUGUGUUGAAAGUGCUGUCUGCUCACUCCUCUUUAAGUGUAUAUUUAGAAACUUUUUGGGAAAUCUAAAAUGAUAAAGAAUAUUUUUAUACAAUAUAAGAUUAUUCUACUUAUUCAACUACAGCUGCAACGAUUAAUCAAUUAAUUUGAUUAGAAAAAAGCUCAAAUGUAUAUUCUGUUGCUUCAAUUAAAACUUCAAAAAGUUUUACAAGGACAGAUUGAUUAAAUGCAGAACGCACUGAGUACCCAGAACUUUAUAUACUUCGCUUCAUCAGGGCCACUGCAAUAGAGCGCACACAAGGGCGGUGGUGUGUAUCUUUUUUAAAAUGUUCAUUAAUGAACACAUGUUAAAAGUGCCAUCAGUGUUGGUAAUAUGAAUGUUUCAAAAAACAAAAAGUAAGAAGAAUGAAGGUCACAGCAAGCAGAAAAAUCUUCAUUUCAAACCAUUUUUCCUAAAAUAUGCUACAAAGUGUGUUUUAUCCCAUUACUCGAAGUAACUAAUCAAUAGAUUACUCGUUACUAAAAUGAUCGAUACGUGUAGCUCUAUAUUCACCCCAGCAGAUGGCUUUUUGAUUCGGAAUAUUUGAGUUCCAUCAAGUAACUAAAGCUGCCCAAUCAAGUCCUUACUUUACAUUUUUACUGCACAGCCUUCGGCCCCAUGACCAAAAUACCGCAGGGAAAGCUAAGGGGACUGCACCAAAGUAUGAAACAAGUAUCUUUUUUUAAUAAUUACUGAACCACAAGUGUGAAUGCAGCCUUAAAUCCUCUUAAGUGUCCUUUGCAGUGGACAUUUGUUUUUGGUCUAUUUCUUUUGGCAAAUUUUGUAAAAGAAAUAGCCUUAUUAUACAAAACGUCCACUGUAGAUGACGCUCGCUCUCAGAGGGCUUUUCUAUACAAAUAUCUGAUACAGGAUCUUUUUAUAUGUCUUGUUUUUUGACUACUGAGUGAGGCACCCAGUUUUGUAUGUUAGCGUCCAUUCCCACACUGAAGCCCCAAAUUAUUUAAAGAAAGACAAAAUCUGUAUUUAUGUAUGCAGUGAAGACUUUUUUUCUAAAAUGUUUUUAUUGUUUUGUAAAUAGGUUUCUUUUCCUGUGGUAAAAAGGCAAAAGUAAAGGCACAUCUAAUUGCUACAAACAACAGUUUUAGAUUGUAAGCAUAGAUAAUGCAGCAUUCCUUUGUUUGAUUAAACAGCAAUUGACAUUUUUAUGUCCUGAAUUGGAAGCAUUUUGAUAAGCAUGAGUCACGCCAAAUAAAGCCCCGGUCAAAACAUAUACAUAGAACUUUGCACGCUACAUGGAAACCAUAAUAGCUAUGCUGGGACAUGCAGCUCAAAUGCCUUCUUGCCACAGCCUUUUGGUAUGUGUGCUCUCUCAACACACACAAAAACCAAAACAAGACGUUCUCCACUAUUGAAUGCAUUGACAGGAAUACCAAAAGGCCCACAGAGUUUGUUUAUAGAUUGUAUAUAGGCCGAAAGAGGAGAAUGACGCAGCAGCGGAUGAUGAUGUUGUCAAACCACAACACCUAAAAACUCUGCACUGUUGAGUGAGCAGUGCAUCAUGUACAAAAAAAAUAUAUUUUGUAGAAAAAAAUUAAAGAUAAAUUAUUUUUUUGAAAUAUAUUAUAAGCAUGUGUUUAGUGUAAAUAACGUCAAAAGUUUAAAUUGAUUUUAUAUCCUGUAUUUUUUUAUAUUUUGGGGUGGAGGCUUCAAGGAGCAGUUCCAUGUAUUAAUUUCAUUUUUUUUUUUUUGCAAGCACUAACAAAUCCUAACAAAUUUGUAUCCAUGUGCACCGUCUUCCGACUAAAUCAGUCACCGACUGUUGGAUCCGAUCUGUUUGUAUAAUCUACGAUUUUUGUGAGAAAGCGAUAUGAUGUCACUUUUACACAUUUACACUUUUUUUUUUUUGUUAGGGUUUUUGCUGUGCAUGGAAAACAAACAAACAUGUACAGCAUCAAUGAUACCAUACAGCAACAAUGUUUUGUCAUGUCUUAUGGGAAGCCUAAAUUAUUUUUUUCCUCUACCUCAUGUGUAUAGCUUGUAGACGUAAACAGAUCACAAAUGACUGGUAAGAAUGUAUUUAAGUUAUUUAACAUCUUUGUGUAACAAAGGCGAACAGAAAAUCUGAAAUAAUAAAAUAAUUUUUAAAUUAU
Nerophis ophidion (straightnose pipefish) is the source of this 7377-nucleotide messenger RNA. It is a transcript of the gene wnt9a, whose product is annotated as wingless-type MMTV integration site family, member 9A. The transcript has 4 exons. Gene Ontology annotation, molecular function: cytokine activity; frizzled binding. Gene Ontology annotation, biological process: multicellular organism development; canonical Wnt signaling pathway; cell fate commitment. Bases 41 to 1180 code for a protein of 379 amino acids. Gene Ontology annotation, cellular component: extracellular region. NCBI's taxonomy places the organism in Eukaryota, Metazoa, Chordata, Actinopteri, Syngnathiformes, Syngnathidae. The record is from RefSeq and is a predicted model, not a curated record.